ACAUACACGCGCGCGCGCUCGCGCUCGCAGGCACAGGUGAGGACACACACAGGUGACACUCUCGUGGAUAUUCGCCUCAAACUGUGGAUUAAAACCGCGCUCAGUGAUAUUUGUUGGCCGCGGUCUUCGGUAUGAAGGUGACGGUAACCUUCGGGGACACCGCGGUUGUGGUUCCCUGUAAAACCACCUGGACCGUCCGCGAUCUAAGCGACCAAGCCACGCGCAGGUACCGGAGGAUUCUCGAGCAGCAUGGAGAUCCUGCAGUGAAAACACACCACUUGGAAUACGCCGAGGGAGGAAUCCUGGACAUGGACGACCUGCUGAGUGAUCUCGUGGAAGACCGAGACAAGCUGGUCGCAGUGUUCGGCAGAGUGGAGCCGGGGAGGACGGACAGUCCCCGGGAGGACACGUCCAACUACUCCAGCCCCGCCCCCAGCCCCGCCCCCAGCCCCGAGCCCCUCCACUACUACUCGCACCUGCACUUCCUGGAGCCGACGAGCGGCGAGAUCGAAGUCAACGAGGCCGUCCUCAAAGCGAAUACACCUCUGCUGGUGAGGAGCAGCAGCGACUCGGCGUUGGUCCCGCCUCAUCAGACACCUGAGGACCACGGGACCAGGUCUCCUGAAGUGGAAAUCAACCAUGUUCUGAAAGGAGCGCUGGAGCGUCUGCGCACGGACGAGGACUCUCCGCCCAGGAUGAACAAGGUCAACUUCAGCACCCUGACCAGGACUAUGGAGUUCCCUGCCGACCGAGGGCCUCUGGGAAUCCAUGUGGUCCCGUACUGCUCCUCUCUGAGUGGACGGAGCCUGGGUCUUCAUAUCAAAGGCAUCGAGGAAAACAGUCGCUCCAAGAAGGAGGAUCUCUUCAAAGAGGGCGAGUCCAUCGUCCAAAUCAACGACACGCCGCUCGAGGACAAGUCCUUCGCAGAGUCACAGGAAGUGUUCCGCCAGGCCAUGACCUCGUCCUCGUCCUCCCACAUUCGCCUGGAGGUCCUGCCCGUCGCCAACAAGCUGCGCUACGAGAAGAGCCUGAUAGGUCAGUUAUUCACCGGCGACAUCAAAGACCCCGUCUCCAAAAAUAAGAGUCCGCUGCUGGUCCGAGCCUUGCAGCCAGAACCCAAACCGGAACCCAAGCCGGAGUCCAAACUGAGCCAGGAGGUGAGGAGACCAGGUGCACGUUCCAGACCUCCAGAUCCAGCACCGGUGGAGCUCCAGCCUGGUCCUGCCUCUCUGGACAGAGUCUCUCCGGCUCCUCCCACCCGAGCGGCGAACUCCUCCCCUCAGCCCAGAACCCGCAGUCAGAGUCCAGAGAGCAGCAAGAGUCCAGUUUCUCCAAGUCUGCCCAACAUCAGCGGCAAGAAGCCGAGCAGACGGAUCAAGAUUGACCUGAAGAAAGGCGCCGAGGGCCUGGGCUUCACCGUGGUAACCAGGGACUCGUCGGUCCACGGACCAGGACCCAUCCUGGUCAAGAACAUCCUGCCGCGAGGAGCCGCCGUCAAAGACGGACGUCUGCAGCCCGGAGAUCGAAUCCUGGAGGUGAAUGGAGUGGACAUGAGCGGCCGCAGUCAGGAGGAGUUGGUGGCCAUGCUGCGCAGCACCAAACAGGGAGAGAGUGUGUUUGUGCUGGUGUCUCGACAGGACGACGUCUUCCUGCCACGAGAACUGAAAGGCGAGGAGGUGACCAGCGUGGUGUUGGAGGACGGCAGGGAGCAGCUCAUGUACGAGAUCCCGCUCAACGAGACCAGUUCUGCCGGACUGGGCGUCAGCCUGAAGGGCAACAAGUCCAGAGAGACCGGGGAAGACCUGGGCAUCUUCAUCAAGUCCAUCAUCCACGGAGGAGCCGCGUACAAGGACGGACGUCUGUCCGGGAACGACCAGCUGAUCGCCGUCAACGGCGAGUCGCUGUGCGGCCGCUCCAACCACGCUGCCAUGGAAACGCUGCGGCGCUCCAUGUCGACGGAGGGAAACGCCAGAGGAAGCAUUCAGCUGGUCGUGCUGCGAGCGCCCGCGCAGAGGGGCAGUGGUGUCUCCACAUCAAACACAGGGACAGACAUGUCCACCACCCAUCAAUCCCAUCAAUCCCAUCAAUCCAACUCCCACGCCGGCUUCAGCAAUCAGGAGCGAAAGUCACACGACGUUUAUCAGAAAACGCCGAGAUCUGCAAACUUUGACUUUCCAACGACGUCCAACAAUUAUUCACAGAGCAACGACCGAGCUCCGUAUCCCACGGCGACCACUAAUGGCAGCUACGGUCACUACGGCAACGAGGACGAGGAUCUGGGCACGGGUUUCCCUCCGCCUCCCUCUCCAGGAACUGUGGAGGAAAUGAACAGAGACUCGUCGCCGACGCCCACUCAUCAUCACAGAGAGCCUCAGAUGGCGUCUAACGUGGCAGCUCCUGUAUAUCGCCAACGAGCCAAUGACAGGGACAACAGGCCUCGCAACAGAGAGUCCAAGAGCAUGGACAUGGUGGCUGAUGAGAGCAACAUCGGGUCUCUAGCCGCGCGGAAGAAAGAACCUUCAGGUGGUGCAGCUCUGGGUCCGACUCUGGGCCUGUGGAAGUCCAGCUCUCUGGAGAGUCUGCAGACGGCCGUGUCCGAGGCCAAGCAGAGCCACAAGCAGGCCCACGUCCCCUUCCACCGCCCGCGGCCGCACAUGGUGCGCGGCCGGGGAUGCAACCAGAGCUUCCGCACCGCCAUCGACAAGUCCUACGACGGACCCUCUGAGGACGAUGACGACCUGUCGGAGCAGAGCUCGGGUCACGAAACGCCCGCCAGCACUUCCUCCCGCCAGGGCCUGGACGUGGAGGACGACAAGCAGAGUAAGACCAAAGGGAAGAAGAAGAAGGACAAGAAGGGCAAGGGGAAGAAGAAAGGCUCCGACGGUUCUUUGGAGGACCUGGAUAAAAAGACCAAAAAGAAAGGAUUUGGUCUCCUGAGGUUUGGGAAGAAGAAAGACGAGCGGAGCAAAGACGCGGCCAAAGCAGCCAAAAGUAAACUGGAGGCUCUGAGUGAAGAGGAACCCAACCACAGGGUUCCCGACAACAGAGACGGCUACGACCCUCGCUACGCUGAGGUCCACUCCGGCCACGCCACCCCAGACACGGGCUCCUUCCCCGACUUGGAGGAAGACGACAGCGACCCCAACUACGCCCGCAUCGACCACUUCCGCCAGCCUCCGUCACCUCAGGCGUUGGCCAGCCGCACGCCCUCCCCUGCAGCAGCAGCAGCAGCAGCAGCAGCAUCUGGACCUCACGUGGCCCAGGUCUCUGCUGAGGAGCUGGACGGUCUCUACGCCAAGGUCAACAAGCCCAGACCUCCUCAUCUGCAGAAUCAGCAGAAUCAGCAAGCAAACAGCAGCGAUCAGCAUUUCCAGGGCGUGCGUCAGGAUUACCCGCGGUCUCGAGCCGCUCCCGUCUACGAGGACCUCGACGCAGCGCGGCGCCGGCUCCUGGAGAACGACCCGAACCGGAUGGCGCAGAGAGCAGCCGAAUCUCGACCGGCGCGUCGCUACGAAGAAAUAGACCGGUACUACCCCAGGAGGGAUCCGUACGAUUAUCCGACCUCCAGACCCGUGCCCCGAGAGUCGGCGCCGAGCUACCAGGAUCCGCCCGCCUCCAGCCACGCGGGCCGCGUCCCGCUGCCCCAGUCAGGCCAGCAGCCGCCCAGCAACCAGCGCUACUACCCGUCCUCGCCACACGCGGGACUCCAGCAACGCGGCACGCUAAGACAGGACGUCCCGGCCUCCCCGACCGACGCAGGACACAGAGGGCGUCACUACGACGAAGCCGCGGGAGCGCGGGGAGACGGCCGUGAGCGCUACACCAGCCCUGAACGCAACUACAACUACAGAGACGACAGGCAGCCCGACCCGCGGCGCAAGAACCCCCUCAUCGGCGCCGUGUAACGCACUCAGUCCAAGCCUCUGACCUCUAAAGGUGAGGUGAGGGGAGUGCAGGUCAGUCACAUGAUCCACGUGUAAAUACAGCGACCGCUGGUGUGGAGACGCGUGAGUUUAAUUUAUUUAGUCUUAAACACUGAGGGAAUGUGAGGCCACAUGCUGAUUUCAGUAUCUUCACAGGUUAAGGUAGAUUUAACAAGCCUUAAAGGGACAGUAAAGGGUUUUUUUUUGUGUGCUUGGAUGAGGUACUUUAGCAUUGACUCCUCAUUUAGCCUCACAGAAUAAAAUCUAUGCCAGAUUAAAUGUAUGAAACUGAAGUUUGUGUUGCUCACUCUCCCACACCAAACCCCAUAGAGAAAAUCACUGAUUUUAGCUGUCGGGGACACAGGAGCUGCUGGUCUACUGCUGCCUCGUGUGGUCACUUUGUGUCACUCAGGUCAAUCUAAAGAAAGGAUUUCAAACACAGAAUUAACAAAAUAGCAAAUUUGAAGUCACCGAUGGAGGCGACAGUGGAUCAACAACUCCUGUGAGCUGUGAUGUUAAAAUCACUGAUUUUCUCUAUGGGGUUUGGUGUGAGAGAGUUUCCAGUCAGAAAAGUUGAAAUAAAGCAGUAAACAUGUUCUUAAGAUGCCAUACACUUAAUCCCGUGAUGUUUUUAAUCCGAUGAGUGAGUAUUUUGUUAAGAAUAGGAAUUCCACUUUAAAUAAACUAUCUUCCUAAAACAGUUAGAACAAGCAUUUAAGACCGUUUGUGGGUGUGUGUAUAUAUACAUAUUUUCAGAAAGUUGUGGAUUAUUUUAUAUCAAAAUUAAAUAUGAAAUGAAAUGAAUUCCAUUCACAGAGUGAACUUAGCGCCACAUGUUGAAUUUGUAGAAUUUGUUGGAUCACCUUGAAAAGACUGAGAUAACAGGAAGCUGGAGCCGGCAAACAGGAAGAGGAAGUAGCUCCACUUCAAAGAAUAUGGACGCGUCCUUGUUCUGUCGCUCUGACUUCCUUUCCUCGCUGCUGUCGCACCAGUUUUUCUUUGGUCUUUUUUUGCCUGUGUUUCCAUGUGGACGUGACGACGAUUAUUUUCUGUAUAUUUUGAAGCGUAUAUAAAGUUUAUAUAAAGACAAAGGAGUUUAACUCUAAUCCCUGCUCCGCAAGCCUUGUGCAGCUAAUAUAGAGUUUAAUUUUAUUCUCCUUAAACGGUGGUUUGAAUUAAAUGUGCUUUUUUUUUUUAAAAUAUAAAUACUUUGCAUUAAAGGUUUCUCCUAAAUCA
Solea solea (common sole) is the source of this 5159-nucleotide messenger RNA. It is a transcript of the gene pard3ba, whose product is annotated as par-3 family cell polarity regulator beta a. Gene Ontology annotation, molecular function: phosphatidylinositol binding; protein binding. The record is from RefSeq and is a predicted model, not a curated record. Gene Ontology annotation, cellular component: adherens junction; apical plasma membrane; cell cortex. NCBI's taxonomy places the organism in Eukaryota, Metazoa, Chordata, Actinopteri, Pleuronectiformes, Soleidae. The coding region runs from base 132 to 3905 and encodes 1257 amino acids. Gene Ontology annotation, biological process: establishment of cell polarity; intracellular protein localization; establishment or maintenance of epithelial cell apical/basal polarity. The transcript is spliced from 24 exons.